Messenger RNA from Fraxinus pennsylvanica, 1128 nucleotides. The record is from the annotation of a GenBank genome assembly. NCBI's taxonomy places the organism in Eukaryota, Viridiplantae, Streptophyta, Magnoliopsida, Lamiales, Oleaceae.
AUGCUCAGACAACAUUGUCUGAAUCAAAACCGAAAAUCAUGGCAUGGUUUCGCAGCUUACACUCUUCUGGGUUUCUUGCUUAUCAGCCAAUCAUGGCCGUCGAUAAGAGCUGAAGAAAACGUGGCUAAAUCCCAUACGUGGCAAGAAGCCUUUGAAGUACUUGGAAUAAGCUGGAAUUCUGAUGGCACAUUGAAAAGAGAAAUCCAAAUCCCUAUGGUGGAUGCCACCCCUUCUAUUACUGACCCGAAAAACCCUCCUGUAGCGCUCUCGACCGAUGUACAGCUCAGCUAUAAGAGUAAAGCCUAUGUCCGCCUCUAUAUACCAGUCAACCCCCCAAAAGACACCAAGCUGCCACUCAUUAUCUACUUACAUGGAGGUGAUUUUGUGUUGUUUAGUGCAUCGACUGUCAUUUUUCAUGACUUUUGUAAUGAUAUCGCCUCACAGUUCCCCGCGGUGGUGGUAUCCGUCGAGUACCGGUUGGCCCCCGAAAACCGCCUCCCAGCAGCUUAUGAUGAUGCCAUGAAUGCCAUCUUUUGGAUUAAGAACCAAGCACUAGGUAUUGGGGGACGUGAUCCAUGGCUAGACUACGCUGAUUUUUCGAGAGUUUUUCUAUUGGGCAGUAGUGCUGGUGGGAACAUAGUUUACCAUACGGCCCUACGUGCACUGGAUUUUGAUCUUCGACCAAUAAAAAUUUGUGGAAUUCUAUUAAAUCAACCUUUAUUUGGUGGAGUUCUUAGGACUCCAUCGGAGAUUAGACUUAUGGAGGAUCCUUAUGUUCCUUUGUACGUGUGUGACGUGUUAUGGACAUUGGCAUUGCCACCGUACGCUAAUCGAGAUCAUGAAUUUUGUAACCCCAUAUCUGGUGGAUCUUACCUCGGAAGGGUCCCACGUCUACCGAGGGUCUUUGUAAAAGCUGACGAAGGUGACCCCUUGAUCGACCGAACAACCCAACUAGUACAAUUGUUGAUGAGAUACAGAGUACCCGUGAUCUAUCAAUAUAAUCGAGGUGGGUUUCACGGUAUCGAGCUUCAAAACAAGACUGCUGCUCAAAGUUUGUACGACGAUAUGAAGCGUUUUGUCUACUCUACUAGGGCUACUGAUGAUGAAGAAUCUCAUGAUUCUUACUAA